GUUGCAGACAGACUUAGCGUUACUUCCUCAGCUCAACAGUAGAACUGCUCUUCACUUCUUAACUCAGCUAUGGCCAGCAAUUAUGUCCAAAAUGCCAUCCCAUCAAAACCAAUCACUUACAAUAAUGAGGAGCUCCGGAUUGUGAUGGUGGGGAAGACUGGAGCUGGGAAGAGCGCCACAGGAAACACCAUCCUGGGAAAACAGUACUUUAAAUCAGAGUUCUCCCCUAUAUCUUUGACUAAACACUGCGCCAAAGCCCUUGGUGAGGUGGAUGGACAAAUGAUUGCUGUUAUUGACACUCCAGGUCUGUUUGACACCAGGACUGAUGAAGAGAAAACAAAAAAGGAUAUCAUCCAGAGCAUUUCUUUUGCUUCUCCUGGACCCCAUGUCUUCCUGGUCGUCAUCAAACUGGACAGAUACACUGAGGAAGAAAAGAACACAGUGCAGAAGAUUCAGAAAAUCUUCGGCAAGGAAGCAGACAAAUACAGCAUGGUUCUCUUUACCCACGGUGACCUGCUCAAAGGGAAACCUAUUGAGGAGUUCUUGAAGGACAGCGAAGACCUGCAGGAACUCGUGGCCAGAUGUAACGGCCAGUACCACGUCUUCAAUAACGACCUGGAGGAUCAUUCUCAGGUCAGCGAGCUGCUCGACAAGAUCGGACAUAUAACAGAGAAGAACGGAGGAAGCCAUUACACCACUGAAAUGUUUCAGAUGGUAGAGAAGGCGAUAGAAGAAGAGAAACAACGAAUCCUUAAAGAGAAAGAAGAGCAAAUGCGCAAAGAGAGGGAGGAACUGAGGAAGAAACUAGAGGAAGAGUAUGAGCAAAAAAUGAGGGCUGAGACGGCUAACAGGAAGAAUGAAUUGUGGGCAUAUCGUGAAAGAGAACUGGAGAAGAAAAUAAAAAAACUGGAAGACACGCAGAAAAGGUGGGCUAGAUCACAAGCUGAGGAGAGUGAUCAAUUACUCGGAAUAUUAUUUCAGAUUUUUGUAACGUUCCUUUCUUGUUGUUUAAGUCUUCUGAGGUAGUGGACCUCUCCUUUAGGAACUUGCAAUGGGCCCCAUUUCAUAUGGGAGAGUGUAUCAUUGAAAUGCAGUGUUGUACAUGAGUACACUAAAAGAGCAUGUUCAUUCAAUGUGCUCAUAUUUCUGGUGACCUGAACUUAUCUGAUUCUAACUAACGAACGAGCUCUGUGUUUUACAGCACCCAAUGAUUUUUGGGGUUUCGAUAUUGCACUGUGUCAAAGACUGUUUCCAGUCUAUAGGGCCUAUGUGUUUACCCCUACCUAAAUCUGAACCAAACCACAUCCCUUAUCCUAACCACAGAGGGAGGUGCUACACAUUCUGCACGGAGGGAAACACCAAUUAAUGGGGAAACAGACUUUGACACAACACCUGCAUGGCUAGUGCAAUUGGCAAUUCAGACACCACAGUUACUGGUACUGUUGAAGCCAGUUCAUUGAAUACUUGAAGGCUUUCUAUCAAAAAUAAAAUCAGUCCAGAUUCUAACUGAAGGAAUCGCAGAUUUUUAUAGCUAAUGUGUUGAGUCUGAAAAACAAGUCUGAAUGUCGGUCACAUUGGCAAUGAAUUUGAAACGACACAUGUGAAGUGGUCCUUUUUGUGAGGGGACUAUGAACAUGGCUCAAAACUCAAAAUUGUAAACUAUGAAUGUGAACAAAUUUAUUUUAAUCUGUGUGAACUGAACUUUGAGCUAGCUCUUGUAAAGUGUGAACUUGCACAACUUCACGUGUCUUGGCUUCCUAUAAUUUUUAUUAUAUGUGAGUGACUUGGAUUUGCUUGUGCUGAAAACUGAUUCUUCUAUAGCAAUGAUUUAAUCAUGUUGGCUUUGGAUGAGAAUUAAAACACUUUCAAAGUUAUAAUCCUUACGUUUUAAUGCUACUGCAAACAGUCUUUAAGCACCUACUUUGUCAGAAAUACAAUUUUCUUUUAACUGACUUUGUAUGCAAUUUACUCCCUCUUCUUUCUUGUCACACAGUAACAGCUCAACGGCUGGUUCUUCAUACUCCAUUGUUAUGAAUGUUAUCUGCAAUCUUUAAAACGGAACUGCUGUCCAAAAAAAUGCCCAAAAUGCACACUGCCUUGUUUUCUAUACAAAUAUUUGAUGAAUGCUGUCAGUGCUAGACACAGUGACAAACACAUUGCUUUCCAGUGGCUGCUUCACAAUAAAAGUCACUUUGAAUGCUUUUAAUAUGAAGCAGCAGUAGUAGGAAAUGCUCAGUUUACAGAAGUAGUAACUUAAUGCAGUUUUUAAAUGGGAACUUGAUAAAAUUCUGCAUCUUUUCCAAUAAUUCUUCUGUGCCUGUGAAGGGAAUUUGAAUGACUACGUAUGGCUCCACCACUAAAAAUGAAAAGUCAUUAAAAAUGGAAUUGUGUGGUCAAAAGAAAAACAGAAAAUGUGUUUAAUUUAGCAUUGGUAAUUUAUAAUAACUUUAAUGCCAGCAUUAGUUCCUGUUUCUUUAGGGUCUGUGGUACCAGGGAUUCAAAUUGUACAUGAAAUAUGUCUUUGACUUUGUGGACAUUGUGUCAUCCUCAAAGACUUGUGUGUGGUUUUAUGUCCUCUGCUUUAUAAUGUCAAAUAAACAAAGCAAAAAAUGUACGGGUGUUAAUAAUUGUACAAGAUGAUAAAUGUUUAGUACUGUUACGAAUUUUUAAGGGUAUGCUGCUGGUGAUCUUGAAAUAAAGCUGAUAUUAAACGAGCAA
This is a messenger RNA of Epinephelus fuscoguttatus (brown-marbled grouper), 2718 nucleotides long. RefSeq names its product GTPase IMAP family member 9-like. The transcript is spliced from 2 exons. Lineage: Eukaryota; Metazoa; Chordata; Actinopteri; Perciformes; Serranidae. The record is from RefSeq and is a predicted model, not a curated record. Gene Ontology annotation, molecular function: GTP binding. Bases 70 to 1026 code for a protein of 318 amino acids.